AUGCCUCUCCUGAACUUCCAUCUGUUACGUCUGAAGGGCGACAUCCAACCUCAAACCUUCGUCGCUCAACUCCAGAAAGCCGAGCCUUCCACUAAGGUGAUUGUUGCAUCAAAGCCACGCCACUUUGUUAUCAAGACCACCACCCACGAUGCCGAUAUAUUGAACAAACCUUGGGACUUGAUGCUCCUUCUCCAGGGAUCCAAGAACGCACUCCCGGAUUCUGUCAGCCAGCACAUUGCCUCGAAAUACACACUUCCUGUGGGUAUACCAUCGAAGCUACUUGCUACAUAUCCAGAGAAGAAUGCAAGACUCAUCAAGGAGGCCUCGUCCGCUGGUCUCACGGGCUCGCUGGACAAUCCGAAAAUGCCAGACUCGAGUCAAAAAUUGGAGCUUUCGCCCGAGCUGUUGAAGUUCAUGGAGCAACUUAUGAAAGAACACGACGGCCCGGUCACCAUGUUGAACUUCUUAAAAUUCAAGCCUGACGGUAAACAAAGCUACUACCAAUACGGACAGCACUUUAUCGAAGUGGCCAAGAAGCGAGGUGGAGAUGCAAAGAUCGUGGGAAAUGUUCUUGCUGAUGCCGAUGGGAAGAAGAGCGGAUGGGAUGAGAUUGCCAUUGUGCAUUAUGCCAGCAUCAAGCAUUUCUGUGAUAUGCUUGCUGGCGCAGACUAUCAGGCUAUCAAUGAGAAAUACAGACUUCCGGCUUUGGAGGAUACACUCUUGGUCUGUACUACCGAGUUUGGUGUGAUGAAUACAAAGGCCAAGCUCUAG
Molecule: messenger RNA, 771 nt
Organism: Aureobasidium melanogenum CBS 110374
Lineage: Eukaryota; Fungi; Ascomycota; Dothideomycetes; Dothideales; Saccotheciaceae
Exons: 2
Coding region: 1-771 (256 amino acids)
Source: RefSeq, a predicted model, not a curated record